Messenger RNA from Archocentrus centrarchus (flier cichlid), 1053 nucleotides. RefSeq lists its product as uncharacterized. The record is from RefSeq and is a predicted model, not a curated record. The transcript is spliced from 4 exons. NCBI's taxonomy places the organism in Eukaryota, Metazoa, Chordata, Actinopteri, Cichliformes, Cichlidae. Bases 1 to 1053 code for a protein of 350 amino acids.
AUGGGUGAUAAAUAUCAGUGUGAUUUCCUGUUGGAUCUUUACUCCCAUUUGAAGGACUAUGAGACUAAAACAGGCCUGAGUGUCCUUCCAUCAUUACAGUCAGUUCUUUUAGCUCCUGCAGUCUGGUCCAUAAACCUCUCAGAGAGAAAGACCUCCAUCCUCCUGGAAGUGCUGAAACUCCAACCAGAGAAGAAACAAGUGGAGCUGACAGGCUGCUCACAUGAAGAGAGUGAAGUGAGGAGUUUCCUUCAGUGUCUGCCUUAUAUCUCACAGCUCAGCGCUGGUCCAGAGUUCUUCCAGAGAGUGUGUACAUCCAUCUCUGUCAGAUCCAGAGAGGAGGCCCAGCAGCUGGAGUCUCUGCUGCAGCUCCUGGGGUUCCAGCUGCUGUUAACAGGACAGUUACACAGGAGAACCUGCUGCUCUGUGGGCAGAGUUCUCAAACUGUGUGGCUCUAAAGUGGAUCUCAUCCUCACACCCAGCAAGAUGUCUGUCAGAGGAGCCGCUGUCCUCUUUAGACACACAACACCGCUGCACAGUCUGAGGCUUUCCAUCGGCAUGUCCUUGCUCCUGUCUCAGUGGGUAAGAAGAGGCAGAGUGGUCUGUCCACUGGCUGUUGAAGAGCUUUCUCUGGUGCCUGAGAAAGUCCAACCAUCAGAGAGAGUAUUGCUGAGGGCUGUCAGUGGUUUGGCUUCCCUGCUGAGAUACUGGACCAUCGGACGGUUAGACCUGACUGAGACCUGCAUCCCUGCUCAGUGUCUCAUUACACUGCUGCUUCAUGAUGGUCCUCUAACAAUCAGACUGAGUGAAAAGAACUUCCAGCAGCUUCUGGUCCUCCUCCAUGAAAUCCAGGACAAGAACUUGACUUUGUCCUUCUUGAGUAAGCUUGGUGGAGACCUGAGCUCCUGCUGUCUGAACUGGGAGCUUCUUCUCUAUCUGCUGCAGCAGUCGUCAGCUCAGACCAUCACUGUGGACCUGAGGAAGAACCUCUUCUUACAGGAGGAAACCACACGUCUGCUUCCCUUUCUGGACAGGAUUGUGUUUAAAAGGUGGUGA